AUGUCCUCCAAAAGGGGUCGCAAGCGAAACGACAGCCUCCCGCCUAACCGCGCGCGCGAUGUCCAGCGAGCCUUCCGUGCACGCCGUGCUGCCCAUCUUUUGGCUUUGGAACAGAGAGUUUCCGAGCUCGAGGAAGAGAAUGGUUGUCUUCGUCAGGCCCUCAACUUACCUCCAGCAGCCCGGCCUCCUCUAGGGAGGGGUCCAACCGGAAAAGACAAGCCAAAAAAUUUCGAGCUCCCCGACGCUCAACCGUUAUUUUUCCCCUCCAGCCGCGAGUCAUCGACGGAAGAUUCGCCGCCUUCGCGCUCAGACUCUCAGUCACCUUCGGAUACGAUUACAGUGUCAAUGUCUUCGCGCCCGAUGACCGUGCUAGAACCCAAUUCCUGGAACGAAUCCCUGCUGCUAAACACUCAUCAAUCGCACCAGGAGUCGUCCGACGUCGCUGGCGCUUCAGAGCCACAGUACGACAUCGCCCCCAUGUCCGCCCCUUUACCCAUCAAGCCUCUACAAUACGCGUCCUAUAAUCACACGUUUCCACCAACAUCGCGAUCAUUAUCGACGGUUCUCUAUUCCGAAAGCACGAGCAACUAUUCACAUUCCUCCGACCGUCCUAUGGCGAGUAGCUACGCUGGGCCAAGUUUUUCUUUGCGAAGCGAGAUCCGUGAGGAACCCCCACGUCAGCAAUAUACCUACGCGCCAUCCUUCCAAUCCUCGGAUCCGACCAUCGCCAGCGAGAGCCCUUCCCCUGUCGUCCAUCCGCCUUCGGCACCGACCCACCACAAUUCCCAGCGCGAAUCCCCUUUGCCUUAUCCACACAGGCGAUCGCUCACUGACCCUCAGGGGUUUUCCAUAGGCCAAGUUUUCCCUCACCUCCCGAACCCGACGCAAUUCCAACAUAACCCUCGUCCACCCGACUAUUCUCGCCCUCAAGACAACAUGCAUCUAAUGGCCGCUUCGCGUUCCGGGGCUUUCGGGCAUGAUGGGCGUCUCAACACGCUUCCUUGA
Cyclocybe aegerita is the source of this 1005-nucleotide messenger RNA. Lineage: Eukaryota; Fungi; Basidiomycota; Agaricomycetes; Agaricales; Hemipholiotaceae. The record is from the annotation of a GenBank genome assembly.